Messenger RNA from Prunus mume (Japanese apricot), 2507 nucleotides. RefSeq names its product protein NRT1/ PTR FAMILY 5.4-like. Gene Ontology annotation, molecular function: transmembrane transporter activity. Lineage: Eukaryota; Viridiplantae; Streptophyta; Magnoliopsida; Rosales; Rosaceae. Gene Ontology annotation, biological process: transmembrane transport. The record is from RefSeq and is a predicted model, not a curated record. Gene Ontology annotation, cellular component: membrane.
UCUUAAUAGUAUAUUUUGCCUCAUAAAAACCAUCAAAAUGACUCACAUACACUUGGAUUUCCUCCUUCCUCCGCUCAUGCAGUCAAAGCUCUACGCACACUCCCCUGUCUUGGGUCACACAACAAGCAACUACCACCCCACCCCACCCCCCAACACACACACACACACACACACACACCCAAAUUUGCAGAGAAACCUCAAAAAAUAAUUUCCCACUUCGCCAUGUCCAACAUUUCAGCUCUCUAACACCAUCUAUGAUGAACAAUAUUGCUUCUCCUACACAGGGAAAACCCAGUAGGGGUGGCUGGAAUGCUGCUAUAUUCAUCAUCUUUGUUGAGGUGGCCCAGCAGUUUGCAUUCUAUGGGUUGGCAAGUAACCUCAUCAUGUACCUCACAAAUGUUCUGGACCAGCCCUUGGCCACGGCGGCUAAGAAUGUCAACACCUGGCUCGGUGUCUCAUCCGUCUUCCCCGUGCUUGGAGCCUUCGUUGCAGAUUCGUAUUUGGGUCGCUUCACCACCAUCCUCUUCUCCAUCACCAUCUAUUUCAUGGGCAUGGUCCUUUUAACUCUCUCAGUCUCAGUAAUUCCUUCGCAAAGUUGCCGAGCGGUCUUCUUCGUGGCACUGUACAUUUUAUCGGUUGCCCAAGGCGGGCAAAAGCCUUGCGUGCAAACCUUUGCAGCAGACCAGUUCGAUGAGAACACGCCGGCGGAAAGAAAGGCUAAGAGCUCAUUUUUCAACUGGUGGUACUUGGGUUUGGUGUUUGGUGCCACUUCUGCCACACUCGGAGUUGUAUAUCUCCAGGAUAAUGUUGGGUGGGGAUUAGGGUUUGGCAUAUUAGCAGGGGUCUUGAUGGUGUCACUAUUAUUAUUCUUGGUGGGAAUUAAGAGGUACCGGAAGCAAAGGCCUCCUGGCAGCCCAUUUACAACGCUGGCACAAGUGUUUGUGGCAGCAGCUCGGAAAUGGCACGUGAAUGAGACACUCAAUUGCGAGAGUGUAUAUUAUGAGGACGAGAAGGGUGGAGCCACGGUAGAAGGUCAACCUCAGGCUCUAGUUUUGUCGCGUACUAAUCAACUGAGAUUUCUGGACAAGGCAAUGAUCAUAGACGAAGUAGAUGCGUCAAACCAAAUCAGAAAUCCAUGGAGGUUAUGCUCUCUCAAUCAAGUGGAAGAAGUGAAGCUUGUCCUCCGACUCAUUCCCAUAUGGUUAAGUUGCCUAAUGUUUGGUGUAAUCCAAGCCCAACUUCACACCUUCUUCACCAAACAAAGUAGCACAACAAUCCGAUCAAUUGGUUCCCAUUUCCAAGUCCCUCCAGCAUCACUUCAAGGACUUGUUGGCAUUGCCAUCUUAAUCGCCGUUCCAAUCUACGACCGAUUUUUCAUCCCGUUAACCCGAAAAUAUACAGGACACCCCUCAGGCAUUACCGUACUACAAAGAAUCGGGAUCGGCCUUGUUAUAUCAAUACUCAAUAUGGUUGUGUCAGCCCUAGUAGAGGCCAAAAGGCUCGACGUUGCAAAACAUUAUAAUCUCAUUGACAAGCCUAAAGCAAUAAUACCAAUGAAGCUAUGGUGGUUACUUCCACAAUACCUAAUUUGCGGUGUCUCCGACGCGUUCACAACCGUGGGACUUCAAGAACUGUUUUAUGAUCAAAUGCCAGAGCAGAUGAGAAGCAUCGGGGCAGCGGCUUUUAUUAGUGUUAUCGGCGUUGGUAGCUUCAUAAGCUCUGGUAUUAUAAGUAUUGUGCAGUCCAUUACCUCCAGAAAUAGUGACAAAUGGCUUGGGGACAAUAUUAAUCGGGCUCACCUUGAUUACUUCUAUUGGGUGCUAGCAGUUUUGAGCACACUGAGUUUGUGUGUUUAUGUGUUAAUUGCAAGGGCUUUUGAGUACAGAAAGGUUGGAGGAGAAGAGAAACUAAAGGCAGAGAUGAGCAUAUUUGCAAAGAACCACGAUGGAGAGACAUGAGACAUAAAAGGCAAGAUUAGAGCAAGUACAAGUCUAAGACUCACAAACUUAAACUGAGGAUAAAGUGCUCUACCAUUAGCAGCUAGAAGUUAAGCCCGACAAUUACAAGAAGUACUUAUUUAUUUGCGAGGAAACACAUUCUGCGAUUUAGGUAUAUAGGUCGUUGAUUUUAAGUUCAAAUUCCUAAUGAAAAAUGCCUUGAAAUAAUGCGCAUAGUUUAAGAGGUAAGAGCAUUUACUUGUGCACUCGAGGUCUUAGGCUCAAUCCCACCAAUUAUUCCAAUGAACAUGCUCGAAGCAGAUUUUUUCUAUUGAAUUAAAAAUCCGAAAUUUGAAUGGCAAGGAUUGAAGGAAAUGAUCAAGUUGUAUAUAGGAAAACCUGAACAAAGGAUAUGAUUUGAUUUGAUACUUGGGAUCGUGGUUUCAGGGAUUUGAUUGUUCUUUUUCCUUUUGGUUAAAAACGAGACCAAACGGGAGGGGGAAGAUUCCAACAUCAUGCAAGAGAAUCAAGGAGAAUCGCUAGAGAUUUCAUUCGCGCAUGCACUAAAAA